AGAGAGAGAGAAAACCCAUCAUCAUAGUCUCUCUCUCUCUCUCCCUAUAUAUUUGUUUGCUCUCUCCCCACUUCCUUCAACCAUAUUUACAACACAUCUCCUCUCUCCCAUUGCCACUCUAAUUCCUUACACUGCAACUUCAACAACAACAAGCAGAAGCAGAGAUCAUGUCGUCUGACCCCCAGAACGACGCCGUUCUCGCCUACCCUUUUCAAAUCGACUCCCUAAAUACAAAUAAUAAUGUCCACCAACUUCCCCUCCUCACUGUUACUCUCAAGUUUGAAGAAAUUGUGUACAAAGUGAAAUUGGAGGAGAAAGGCAACUGGUGGGGCGGAACCAACUACAGGGAAAAGACCAUCCUAAACGGCCUAAGCGGCGUCGUUUUGCCAGGCGAAAUCCUCGCCAUGCUCGGCCCUUCCGGCAGCGGCAAGACCACCCUCCUCACGGCCCUCGGCGGCCGCCUCUCCGGCAAGCUCUCCGGCAAAAUCACCUACAACGGCCACCCCUUCUCCGGCGCCACCAAGCGCCGCACCGGCUUCGUGGCCCAGGACGACGUCCUCUACCCCCACCUCACCGUCGCCGAGACCCUCCUCUUCACCGCCCUCCUCCGCCUCCCCUCCUCCCUCUCCGCUGCCGACAAGGCCGACGCCGUAGACCGCGUCGUCUCCGAGCUCGGCCUCGCCCGCUGCCGGAACAGCAUGAUCGGCGGGCCCCUGUUCCGGGGCAUCUCCGGCGGGGAAAAGAAACGGGUGAGCAUCGGGCAGGAGAUGCUGAUCAACCCGAGCCUGCUGCUGCUCGACGAACCCACCUCCGGCCUCGACUCCACCACCGCCAUGAGAAUCGUCACCACCGUCAAACGCCUCGCCGCCGCCGGCCGCACCGUCGUCACCACCAUCCACCAGCCCUCCAGCCGCCUCUACCACAUGUUCGAUAAACUCAUUCUCCUCUCCGAAGGAAGCCCAAUCUACUACGGCCCGGCCUCCUCCGCCGUCGAUUACUUCUCCUCUAUCGGAUUCUCCUCCUCCAUUACCAUUAAUCCCGCCGAUUUACUGCUCGAUCUUGCAAACGGGAUUGGACCUGAUUCAAAGUAUACAAAUGAACCAGGAGAGAACAUGGAGCAAGAGCAAAAGGGCGUGAAGGAAGCCCUAAUUUCAGCUUAUGAUAAGAACAUUUCCACCACAUUGAAGGCCGAGCUUUGCAGUUUGGAUGCCAAUAACUUCACAAACUAUGCAAAAGACGCCUCAAAGAGAGAGAGGAGAUCAGCGGGAGAAGAAGAGUGGUGCACGAGCUGGUGGUAUCAAUUCAGAGUGCUGCUACAGAGAGGGCUGAAGGAGAGAAGGUACGACGCCUUCAAUAGGCUCAGGAUUUUCCAAGUCAUAAGUGUCGCAUUUCUUGGUGGACUCCUUUGGUGGCACACCCCAACUUCUCAUAUUGAGGAUCGAAUAGCGUUGUUGUUCUUCUUCUCCGUCUUUUGGGGGUUCUACCCGCUCUACAACGCCGUGUUCACCUUCCCCCAAGAGCGGACCAUGCUAAUAAAAGAGCGCUCCUCGGGCAUGUAUAGACUGUCGUCUUAUUUCCUAGCCCGCACCGUCGGCGACCUCCCGCUCGAGCUUGCCCUCCCAACAGCAUUUGUCUUCAUCAUCUACUUCAUGGGUGGGCUUGACCCCCACCCGGCCACGUUCCUCCUGUCGCUCCUCAUCGUUCUGUACAGCGUCCUAGUCUCGCAGAGCCUAGGACUAGCCUUCGGGGCGAUCCUCAUGGAUGUCAAGCAGGCCACCACCCUCGCCUCCGUCACCACCCUCGUCUUCCUCAUCGCCGGCGGCUACUACAUCCAGCAGAUCCCGCCAUUCAUCGUCUGGCUCAAGUAUCUCAGUUACAGCUACUACUGCUACAAGCUUCUGUUGGGAGUGCAGUACCGAAACGACGACGUUUACGAGUGCGGGAGAACUGGAGAGCUGUGCCGAGUUGCGGAUUUUCCGGCCGUGAAGUCGGUUGGGUUGGACCGGCUGUGGGUCGAUGUUGGGAUUAUGGCACUUAUGUUGGUUGGCUACCGACUACUGGCGUACGCGGCGCUGCACCGGGUCAGAUUGAGGUGAGGGAUGGGAGGGGUAAGAGAGUAAUUUGAGUAUGUUUUUGAUGUGGAGAUCGGAUAAUGGAGAUACAGAAGUCAGAAGAUAUAUAUAUUUCAAUUUGGGUUCUUUCCCAGGAAUGAAAAUUAAUUAAUCUUAAUGAAUUAAUGAA
This is a messenger RNA of Momordica charantia (bitter melon), 2241 nucleotides long. RefSeq names its product ATP-binding cassette 14 (gene ABCG14). Gene Ontology annotation, biological process: transmembrane transport. Gene Ontology annotation, cellular component: plasma membrane. The record is from RefSeq and is a predicted model, not a curated record. Gene Ontology annotation, molecular function: ATP binding; ABC-type transporter activity; ATP hydrolysis activity. NCBI's taxonomy places the organism in Eukaryota, Viridiplantae, Streptophyta, Magnoliopsida, Cucurbitales, Cucurbitaceae.